AUGUCACGUCCGGUGAUGAGACCGUUUACGUGGACGGCUGACGUGGCCACGUGUCAUGUUGCGUUAGGCGUCGACGUCGAGUACGUGAACGGUCUCGCACAGACGUGUAACGCGGUGGUGCAAAAUAGGAUGCGGACGAUGGCCGACGAAAUGGCGCAAAUGGUCCCCGCAGACAAAGCCGUGAGAGAGCCUGCAGCCCUGACACCGACGGCCGAUAGUACCUCUUGCCCCAGUACGGAACCUAACUCGUCAAAAGCUGAUAGCCAGGAAUCGACGUUAAACCACAUCUAUAAAUAUUGGAAACUGCGGUUUUCACUAUUUUCAAGGUUUGACGAGGGAAUUAUACUCGACGAGGUUAUUGCCAUCGACUUGGAUCCAAAGAAAAUAGCUUUGGCCAAGAAAAACGCAAAGGUUUACGAAGUGGCCCACCGGAUAGAUUUUCGGGUGGGAAAUUCUUUCUUGGUGGCCGCUAACCUCAAGGUGGAUGCUGUUGUUACCUCACCGCCGUGGGGUGGUCCCGGGUACGAAAAGCAGGCAAAGUUUGAUGCCAGAGACCUUUGUGGACGUGAAACUGGUGGCAUGGCAGCUAUUAUUCGGAUGGCACGUGCGGUUGCGUCCAAGGUGGUUCUGCACGUACCGAAGAAUAUAGAUAAAGUCCAAUCGAGUCAGGCGAUGAGCGGUGAUCUAUUGUGAAGUUCAGGGUACGACAGCUGUAAUUUUUUCCCCUUUCCUGGAUCCGUUUAUGCAUGUAGAAGCGCCGAAUCCUACGCAUAAGUCAGGCCGGGGAUCUGAGGGGCCAAUCUGUUGUUUGCAAUAUUCUGAC
Molecule: messenger RNA, 823 nt
Organism: Sipha flava (yellow sugarcane aphid)
Lineage: Eukaryota; Metazoa; Arthropoda; Insecta; Hemiptera; Aphididae
Product: trimethylguanosine synthase-like
Exons: 4
Coding region: 1-693 (230 amino acids)
Biological process (GO): 7-methylguanosine RNA capping; 7-methylguanosine cap hypermethylation
Cellular component (GO): nucleus
Molecular function (GO): RNA cap trimethylguanosine synthase activity
Source: RefSeq, a predicted model, not a curated record